Molecule: messenger RNA, 2064 nt
Organism: Paramecium octaurelia
Lineage: Eukaryota; Ciliophora; Oligohymenophorea; Peniculida; Parameciidae
Source: the annotation of a GenBank genome assembly
AUGGAUUUUCAUCAUAAAAAUAAUGAGAGAAAUAAUAAGUAUGGGAAUGAAAAAUCUAAUUAUGAUCGUAAUGAAAAGCAUAAUGAGAGAAAUAAUGAUCGAAACAAUGAUAGAAAUAAUGAAAGGAACAACGAAAGAAAUAAUGAAAGAAAUAAUGAUAGAAAUGAUAGAUAUGACAACAAAAACGAUAGAAAAAGAAAGGAUCGUCAUCAAAAGAGAAAAAAUAGGAAAUAUUCAUCAUCAAGUGCUUCAAGACCAUCAUCUUCAGUUUCUGUAUCUGUUUCCUAAUCAGAAUCAUCAUCAAGUUCUGAAAAAAUACCCAGAUAUAGACCCAAAAAUCACGAUAACAUGGUAUUAUUAUUGGAGAAUUUACCAGAAAACUUAACUAAAUAAUAAUUGGAUAGUGCAUUUAAUGAGGCUGCAAUGGAAGCCAAUGUCAUUCCUCAUGAGGAAAUUUCUAUAAUAAAUGCAUUUGGGUAAGCAUACAUAAAAUAUUGCACUGUUGAUUAUGCAAGAAAAGUGUUAAUAUAUUUAAAAGGUAAAAUAUAAAUAGGUGAACAUACUCUUAAUGUAGAUUUUUAUGAUGAUACAAGUGGUAGAUAGAGAAGAGUAAUGAAUAUAAUAAUAAUAAUUAGAAUAGACAUGAAUUAAAAAACAGUUUAAUUAAUUAGCCUCCUACAAGUUAUGAUUGGAUAUGUGAUAAAUGUGGAUAUGAAAAUUUUGCAAAAAGACACAAAUGCAAUAAAUGUUUAAAUCCAAGAAAUAUAAACUGUAAGAUAUUGAGUGUCAUGAUGGCUCCUCCUACUGGAUUUACUGAUGAUUCCAUAUGCAACACUAGCUUGAUGAUAAAAGCAAAAGUAUUUCUUUCCUUAUUGAAAUUAAGUCCAUAGCUGAUGCCACUGACAGUGACAUAUUAGAUAUCUUUGCUCCACUUGCUGCUGUUAAAGAUAUAAGACUAGUCAAAAACAAAGUACCUAAGGAUCCAAGAAUGAAAGAAUAAAAGGAUUUUGCUUUUGUAGAAUUCUUUAGUGUUGAAGACGCAGAGAAUGUUUAUAGAUAUGUUACUUAAAACGAAGUCAGACUUCAUGGUGAUUAACUAAUAAUAUAGUAUUCCAGAAACAAUAGAGCAUCACGAUAUGAAGACCAUUCUAAACCAUUUGGGUAUACUAUAGGACUAAAUUUAGAUUCUAUCCAAAUAACUAAUUUGUGAUGCAGCCACAAGGACCAUUACAACCAUAGAUUCCCUCAUAAAUUUCAUCUCAAGUUAAUACAUAACAACAACCAUAAUAACCCUAAGAUAUUAUCCAACAACAGCAAUAAACUCAAAUGUAGAUUCCCAUACCAAUUUAAAUGCCUAUAUCUAUGCAAAUACCUAUACCUUCUCCUAUGCCUAUGCCUAUGCCAAUGCAUUAAAUCCCUUAGAUUCCACCUAUCUAACACAAUCAAUCACCUUAAACUUAACCUAUUCCUUAAUUACCGAUAUAAAUGCCGGAAGUUUCUAUUGUCUAACCAAUUGUUUAAGCCCCAUACCAAGCUGCUUAACUGGCUCAAGAGAGGAUUAUAUUGAAAUAAGAGUAAAAACUUACAUUGUCAACUCCACCAAUGAAUUUAAUGACGUAACUACCGCCCAAGAUUCAUGCUCCUAAACCUUAAUAAUAGUAAUAACCAAGUUAAUAAUAAUCCCAAUAAAAAAAGCAAUAAAAGGUUGAAGAAGUAGAUGAAGAAGUCAAAUCAGAUAAAGAGGAUGAAUAACCAUCUCCUCUACCUACCAAAGCUAUCAAUAAAGCACAGCCUCAAUUAACUGAAGCCUAGAUAAGGAAAAAGGCUGAGUUAGAAUUAAAGAAAUGGGAAAAAUUAUAAUAAACAAAAAAGCCAGAGGUCAAGGUUACACCUUCUAAACCCAUUAUAAAUCAAGUUGAGGCUCAAACUAGACUGAUUUUAUAUAUUUGCCCAAUCUGCAGAAAGAAGUUCCCAAACGAAGAAAUUAUGAAUUAUCAUUCUCUCAACUCUGAGAUGCACAAGUAAAAAUUAUUAUCAAUGUGAUUUAUAUCAAUAGUGAAUGGC